CGCCUUUAAUCGGCUGGGCACUCUGACACGUAAAAUAGGAAAAAAAAAAAUAAAAGUUGGCAAAGAAGAACUUUGAUGAAACGCAUACUGUGUUAAAUCAAUAAAAACGACAAUAAAACUGCUGAGGCCUUGGCUGUGGCUGCUCUGCUUGGUGCUGUGCGUGUGCAACAGCAGCGAUAAGGACGGGUAUUUCCUGAUUACAGAAAACUUCAAUUUGGGCAAGCCACCGCCCCCGGAAAUCAUGGAGAGCAGGGAGGCCAACGAAGUGUACGAUGACAUGAACCUGUACAUCACCCCCGAGAGCUUUAUCGUAGAGCCCAAUGGCGGGGAGGAGGUUCUAGUGAUUGGGCGCCACGACAAGGUCACCAGAGUCCAGCCAGCAAGCGGAGGGCAGUUGGCGAACCAGCGGCCCACGCGUCGGAUCUGCGGAGUGCUGGGCACCAUACAUUUGCUGAGCUGCGACUACCUGAUGGUGGCCACGCAUCGCAUCUUUGUGGGAGUCCUCAACGGUUCGAUUGUGUGGCGGCUGGCCGGCUAUGACAUCAUUCCCUACAUUCCCAACGCCUUCCAGCGCAAGGAGAACGAGACGUACCUUCGCCUGCUGCGCCAGAUGCUGGACUGCAAGUACUUCUACUUCUCCUACCGCUACGACCUCACCCACUCGCUGCAACGUCAGCGGGAGCUGGUCACCGCCAAUCCGAAGCAGAGGCAAGGCCUGCUGCAAAGGGCCGAUCAGCGCUUCGUGUGGAACGGUCAUGUGCUGCGGCAGUUCAACUGCGACAAUAUGGAGAGGUUCCAGCUCCCGCUGCUCCUGGGCUUUGUGUCCAUCAACCAGGUGCAGAUCAACGGACAGACCUUCUUCUGGAGCAUUGUGACUAGGCGAUCGGUGGAGCGGGCCGGCACCCGACUCUUCUGUCGCGGCAGCAACGAGAACGGCCAGGUUGCCAACUUCGUGGAGACGGAGCAGAUAGUGGAAUUCAACGGACAGCUUACUAGUUUCGUGCAGACGCGAGGCAGCAUGCCCUUUCACUGGCACCAGCUGCCCAAUCUGCGCUACAAGCCGCGACCGCGACUGGUGCCGGGCAAGGAUCAUCUGGCUGCCUGCAGUCUGCAUUUCAACGAUCAACUCCGUCUGUACGGCAACAAUGUGGCCAUUAAUCUGGUGGACCAGAAGGGCGCCGAGGGGGAGCUGGAGGCCACGUAUGCCCGACUCAUCCGUGAACUUGGCGACAAGCGAGUGCGCUACGAGGCCUUUGACUUUCAUCACGAGUGCCGGAAGAUGCGCUGGGAGAGGCUAAACAUACUCAUCGAUCGCCUGGCCUAUGAGCAGAAUCAAUUCGGUUUCUAUCACGUCUUCGACGACGGCAAGCUGGUGUCCACGCAGACGGGAGUCUUCCGGACGAAUUGCAUCGACUGUCUGGACAGGACGAAUGUAGUGCAGAGCAUGCUGGCCCGGCGAUCCCUUACGGCCGUCCUGCAGAAGCUGGGCGUGUUGCAUGUCGGCCAGCUAGUGGAGAACGCUGCCGGGAGCUUCGAGAGUCGUUUCAAGGGUGUGUGGGCCGAUAAUGCGGAUCUAAUUUCGCUGCAAUACUCCGGAACGGGAGCGCUCAAGACGGACUUCACGCGGACGGGCAAGCGGACGAAGGCCGGGGCUAUGAAGGAUGGUAAGAACUCGCUGAUGCGCUACUAUCUGAACAACUUUGCCGAUGGACAGCGGCAGGAUGCCAUGGAUCUGUUCCUCGGAAGGUAUAUUAUCAACGAUAAUGAGGGCGGCGCAGUGCCAUCGCCUUUGGAAUCGAAACGCGGCUGGCGGUUCUUCACCUUCCCCUCGGUGCUUCUGAUGGCGGUGGCCAUGUUUAUGAUCACCAUGACUUAUCCGGCAGAGUUCAAUACGGAAAAUCUGCUCUUUAUGCUCUUCUGGGGAGCCAUGAUUGCCGUGAGCGCCACCGGAAUCCUGCACUAUGGCGUUGAGUUUGUGCAGUGGCCGCGGCUUUUUCCGCCCAUCUCCUUUCAGGCCCCAUGACGUUAGUGUCGUUUAGAUCAAAGGAUAAGAAGGAGUCCCAGAGGAGGAUGUACCUCUCAGGAUCACAGUGCUUCAUAAAAGAAUAUAUCCUGUAAUGCUAUUUCUGUAAACGAUUUGAAUCCCUCUCAAGUUCAAUGGUCCCUGCCAUCUGUUUUGUUUUGUAUUCCUGUUCUUGUUUAGUUUGUAACUCCGCCGAGUCCAUUCCUGUUGUUGGCUACACGUCUUGGUUACUAUCAUGGGCGAGCUUUUUUUUCGGGGGGGCUUUGGUUUCUCAAAGCAGCGCCGCCGCUUAUUAACUGCGAUUAAUUGCGAAGUAGAUCAAUCACUUUUGUAGAAACAUUUAUGACAUUAAUAAAGUAUUUUAUGCAUUGCUAGAAAACCUCAA
Messenger RNA from Drosophila kikkawai, 2408 nucleotides. It is a transcript of the gene Sac1, whose product is annotated as Sac1 phosphatase. Gene Ontology annotation, molecular function: phosphatidylinositol-4-phosphate phosphatase activity. The record is from RefSeq and is a predicted model, not a curated record. Gene Ontology annotation, biological process: phosphatidylinositol dephosphorylation. Lineage: Eukaryota; Metazoa; Arthropoda; Insecta; Diptera; Drosophilidae. Gene Ontology annotation, cellular component: endoplasmic reticulum.